Molecule: messenger RNA, 4360 nt
Organism: Betta splendens (Siamese fighting fish)
Lineage: Eukaryota; Metazoa; Chordata; Actinopteri; Anabantiformes; Osphronemidae
Gene: elk4
Product: ETS transcription factor ELK4
Exons: 6
Coding region: 344-1774 (476 amino acids)
Biological process (GO): cell differentiation; regulation of transcription by RNA polymerase II
Cellular component (GO): nucleus
Molecular function (GO): DNA-binding transcription factor activity, RNA polymerase II-specific; sequence-specific DNA binding
Source: RefSeq, a predicted model, not a curated record
AAAUCCGUUAGAUCUAAGCUUUAUCUAACAGACAGGGCGGCCUCUUUUCAUACACAAUCAAUACAACUGGAGUUGAUGGGAUUUUACAAUAGUGUCAGUCUCCACUGGAUCAGAACACAAGAACAGCAGCCGUGUGGGAGGCAGCCAUCGACAGAUGAGCGCUGGUGAUGCUGGAGGCUCGAGCUGCCACAAUGUCAACCUGUGGAACUGGCAAACUAUGGCACAAGUACUUACAUGAAUAACUAGAGGGCAUGGUGAGCAGAGACCAGAAGAGCUCUUCCUGUUUGUGUGGACCAAGGCACAUUUUGAACAGUGUCUGUAGAUACCAGGAGAAGUGAGAGACAUGGACAACUCUGUCACGCUGUGGCAGUUCCUUCUCCAGCUCCUGUUGGACUCCAGCAACGAGCAGUUAAUCUGUUGGACCAAUGAGGAAGGGGAGUUUAAACUGCUGCAGGCAGAGGAGGUGGCCCGGCUGUGGGGAGCCCGCAAGAACAAACCCAACAUGAACUACGACAAACUCAGCAGGGCUCUCAGAUACUACUAUGACAAGAACAUCAUAAAGAAGGUGAACGGUCAGAAGUUUGUGUAUCGCUUUGUAUCUUAUCCUGACAUCCUGAAAGGAGACACUGCUAACCGAACAGACGGUGGGGAUGUUGGAGCUGGGCCCAUCCCUUCCGUAACAAGAAGGGACAGCAUGCUGCAGGAGGGGGAGUCUGGUGACAGAGCUAAGGCAGGAGGUGGUACAGCAGCUCUGGGCGCCAACUCCAAGCAGUCCAACCGUAACGACUACAUCCACUCUGGCUUGUAUACGUCCUUUACACUGAACUCGCUCCAAAAUGGACGCCAGCUCUUUAAAUCCAUAAAAAUGGAGAACCCAGCAGAGAAGAUUGCUGAGAAGAGGGGUCCUGCUGCCCCUGGCCUGAGCCAGGAAGCAUCGUCCCAGGCACCACAGCCAACUGUCUCACCAUCCGUUAUUAAGUUUGUCAACACCCCUCCAAAACCAGCACCAGCACCGCCUCCUCAGGCUGCCAUGGAGCCAGCUCUGAUCAACCAUCUGGAUCCUCUGCAACCUCCAUCACAGAGGACUGAAGAAAUCAACACACACUCCUCACUACCAGCGCAGCCAAUGUACUCCUUUGAACACAUCCGCACAUCAGAAACAGCAUAUAGCUUAGCAGACCUGCCCUCAACCAGCCCCACCUCGACCCUAGUGCCGGACUCCUCGCAGGAGCUGGUGAUUGACAGCGAUAUCGAGUCAUCUCAGCCUGCGGAUGUUGAGGCCCCAGAGCCCACAGGAAGUCAGCAGCAACAGAAGGGGGACAGUGGUGUCAGUCUGUCUGGAGAUGAGACCAGUUUGGUAGACACUGAAACCAGUUCGUCUUCAGUGAGCAGCUGCACAACGAUCAGCACCCAGAUCCCUGGAAAGACACGCAAGCCACCAAAAGUGCUACAGAUCAGCCCCCCAGCUCUGCUGGUCACCGCAUCAGACUUCUCCCCCAUGAACCUCUGCAGCCCAUCUCUGCCCACUGCCUCUCUCACACCAGCAGUGUUACAGACUCCCACUCUGUUGCUAACUCCCAGUCCACUGCUGUCCAACAUCCAUUUCUGGAGCACGCUCAGUCCCGUCGCUCCGCUCAGCCCAGCCACACGGCGCCAGGGAGCCCACCUGUUCCAAUUCCCAACAGUCCUCACCCCCCAGUUCCAGAUCCCUGUGCACAGUAUGGAUGGGACCAACACACCUGGCCCCAUUUCACCAGACCCUCAGAAGACAUAGGAAUCAACCCACCCUCGCACCCAGCUCCGUCCCCCGCUCGUACAUCAGGACCAUCCUGCAGAAGCUCAGUCAUUACCAUUCCCCUCUCUGGCGCUGUAAUCACUGCCACACGAUUCACACUACAGCCAGCUGUGUGGAGGGAGGAUUUGAUCGACAGCACACUGUUUGUUUCUCAGCUUUCGUGCCCUGAGGUGUGUGUGUACUUACAUACGCCUGAUACACACUGACGCCACCACCUCUAUGCACAGAUUCACUUAGUUUGGCUUGUUGGGAUUCUCAGUCACAACAAUUUGAGGGAUGGAGGGAUUUCCAUGGCAACAGUUGAUGCAUAUGGAUGGAACCCUUAGCAGCAACCGUCUGCUUCACACUUGGACACAGACCAGGAUUGCGGAUAUCAGAAUCUUUGCUUUUGAGGAGUUUGCUGAGCUUGUGCAACCGUAUUACUGCCAAAAAGAGACAAACGUUCCCUUAUCGGUGUCUACACCGUCUCUCUGCUCCUUGUUGUGCUUUGUCCUUGGCAUUUAGUCUUAAUGAAGAGGAGCAGCCUCUUAACCUGCAUUUUUACCUACCACUCUCGUCACUUCAACCCACUUCAGCUUAACCUUCAAGCCUUGUCCCCGCUGCUCUGAAAUAUUGACCAACUAUAGCCAUGCCCAGGAGGACUUACCUUCACUGUCUUAUUGUGAGGUGGUGACCUGGGGUUAACCUUGAAUGCCUCCUAUUGUGUGUGUGUGUGUGUGUGUGCGUGUGUGCGUGUCUGUGUGUGCGUGUGUGUGUGUGUGUAGAGUAGAAAAGCCCUGAGAGCCAGUGAUGCCUGGUCUAUAUUCAGCCAGUAAAUCUUUCAGGUUGGGAAUGAAAGACAAUGAAGCCAUAAUACAUUUAGUGCAAACAAUUAUUAUUUUAGGUUUCUCAGUGUCAGAAUAGAAAGAAUCAAAGAAUAGUUCAGCAUAUUCAUGAAGUCAGUCAGUCUGCUCACCCAAACCUUUGUUAAACCUGAAGCGUGUGGGUUUACUGGGUGUCCACAAGUCGUCUCACUCGUCUCUGUUGGGAACUAAGAGGCUUCUUGCACUAUCAGUGCAGUGUAUUUAAGAUCAGAUUAAAACUUAUUAGUUAGACCGGCCAACAGUCCAGCCUGAACCUUUGCCUCGCCUUAGCCAUCUGAAACCUAUUAACCUUUAACCUAAAGCCCUCUUUACAAGAUCAGCCAUGUAAGAGUUACACCUGUCUGUAAAAGAAGCCAUAUGUUUGAGACACAGUCUCAGUAGGUAGAACCAGGCCAGUGUGUGUUUACAUGACAUGACGUGUCAGUCUCUAACCCAGGAAUGGAUGACCAGCAGAUCCUACAGCAGGGAGCUGGCUUUCACUCAGACCGUUGCUCCUCUGCCUGCAGUCCGUCACUCAUGGAUAAACGGUGCCUUACCACAGCCAAGCCCAAGUUUACCUCCCAAACACGGAUGGAGCUCUGUCAUGGAAAGCUGGUAGAGCUUAGACUUUAUGCCAUGUGUGUGUGUGUAGACCAAACCAGGGAUGUGCGACCUGCAGGAGCCAGCGCUGCAGGGUUCUUCAGGAUGCAUUCUUGUACAUAUAAACUGCAACAUGGGUAAAUAUGCAUAGCAUGUCAAAGAGCUGGUUUACAUCUACAUGUCUAGGGUCUAUUCAGAUGGCAUAUAAAAACACAGACACACAUAUAAAUAAAUAUAUAUAUAUAUAUAUAUAUAAAAACCUUUUUGUGCGUAAUCUCCAUUUAUUUUCCUGUAACGUUAAUAGAACUUAGAUUCAUUUCUAUUUUUGUAAUGGCCAGAUGUUGAGGUAGUUGUCUGCUCUUUUAGGUUCCCUUAUGCAUGUGUUCAUGUUGUUUUCCUCUUGUGCAUUUGGGAGGUGGGAAUCAAAGCCUUAUGGGGAGACAUCACAAGCUACGUUUUCUAUUUCAAGUGUUUUGAUAUAGUGUUGAUAUUGUACAUGCAGAUGUUGUGAUGGGACGUUUGCACUUAAUACUUCGGGGUCCUGUAGUAACGGAGUUUGUCGCUUUUCUAUUACACUUUGACAAUGUUGUUGUUUGCUUACUGAGAAAAGUAUAUUUUCCCAAAGGGAGGAAACAGAUGUGCACUUCUUUUAUAUGGCAAAACAGAGUAAAAACUAAUCUUAUAUAGUAAAUCAAGAGGACUGUAAUUAGGCACUAUCACAUGAUAUUUAUUUAUUUGAUUUUAGAGUCGAGCCCAGUAGACUUGAUUGCUUCUAAAGCAUUUUUGCAGAACCUUUAAUUAAAACACUUUAACAAAGCUGGAAAAUGUCCCCAAAGCCCAUUCACAACUUUCCUCCUCUGCCUUUUUUUGGACCGAUCAUUCUUACCCUUCUCUUCGUUUUGUAUCCUUACUUACCCUCACAUGUAGUGAAGUUCUGUUUAAAAGGAAAUAAUGCAGUUUUUGGUUUUGUUCUGUCCAGCUCUAUUUGUUUGACGCUAUUUGAAAUGUUUACAAGCUGCUUGUCUUAAGUGGCGUAUCGAUGUGCGAGGUGUGGAGGAGGUGUUUAUAAUGGAAGACGUACUUUAGGUGAGACCAAUAAUAAAAGAUCUCCAACUAAACAUGA